Molecule: messenger RNA, 1003 nt
Organism: Eruca vesicaria subsp. sativa (arugula)
Lineage: Eukaryota; Viridiplantae; Streptophyta; Magnoliopsida; Brassicales; Brassicaceae
Source: the annotation of a GenBank genome assembly
CCAAAAAAAAAAAACAAGACAUAGAAGAGUCUGAAGAUGAAAGCAAAAGCCUUUCGCAGUCGUAAUCGAAACGCCAAAUCAUUACCGUUCAACUGAAAUCCAACAGCUCUCCCUCUCUCUCUUAUUAGAAUGGAGAAAGAAGGUGGUGGAUUUGAAGGAGACAAUAUGAAAAAAAAGAAUACAGUUGGUGAUGGUUUUCUUGGCGGUUUUUUUCCUGUCUCUACCACCAAGAUCGCGUGGAAAUCAAGAAAAAGAUCAGCAUCGGUGAACCCAGACAAGGCACGGGAAGAUGCUAUGGAGGUCACACCAGAGAAGGAUGAGUCAACAACAAAAACAAUGGAAACCGAUAAAGCUGGGGAACCAAUGACCACAACUCCUCCUGUUCUGUCCGAGAAAAGAAAAGCUCUGUUCGAGCCACUCGAACCCAUCACAAACUUGAACGGAAAGCGACCAACAACAGAUGCUGAUUCGCUCUUGCCACCGCCAGAUUUCGAGUCUGCAAAGUACCCGAAAGGCUGGUUGAUUGGUAAGAAGAGGAAGCUGGUGAAUGUUGAUGUUGUUGAGAGCAUGCGAAGAAUCGCUGUCCAAGAAAUGAACAGAAAGGAUCGAGAGAUAGAUGGGUUGAACGAACAGCUAGAAGAGGACUCACGUUGCUUAGAGCAUCUGCAACUUCAGCUGCUACAAGAGAGAAGCAAGAGAACAGAGAUUGAAAGAGAGAACACAAUGUUGAAAGAGCAAGUAGAUAUGCUUGUCAACAUGAUACACCAAGAAGACGAAGAAGUAGCAGAAGAACCAUAGCUAGUAGUAUGUUGUCAUAUCUACGUCCCCGUCUACCUAUAAAUAGCUCUGCUCUGUUUGUUUAUUCAUUUGUCCAUAAAGAUGUAAGGAAGAAAGAAAGCUUUACUACCAUCUAUUUAUCUGGUUAAGCUACUGUUGUUUCCUCCUCUGUUAGAACAAAUAAGAAUCAACAACAUUAUAUAUCUAUAUAUUCCACUUCUUGUUC